GUGCAGAAAGAACGUGAAAAUUCCAUUCACACAUGCAAAUUUUUAUUUUUAAUUAAUAAAAUAAGGGAGCUCUCCCCCCCGACGUAUGAUUAAUUAAAGCCGGCUUGGUCUUUGUCACCGUCCCUCGCUCGCUUCACCACGUGGACGUUGCUGCCUUGUACCACGCCGGCCCUUUUUGCACCGCCGACGGUUUUUCGGGUUCAAGUAUAGCAAAAGCAAAACACCGCCCCAACAUGCCGCCGCUGUCGGUGCUCCCGCUCAUCACGUCGUUGUUUGGGUUCGGCGGAGCCCAGAACGUGCCUACUCCGGUCGUUCCCGGCACUUGCGGGCUGACGUUUGACGGACGCAUCCCGCAAACCGCCACGCCCAAGUUGUUCACCACCGACAAGAGCCCCUUUAACCCCACGCACGUGCUCGGGAAGGAUGUCACAUGGGAUCAGGUUAUCGAGUUUCCCAUCAUUCCUCAGUCGCGGUUUGACAAGCAAGCCAACACCAAGCCGGUCGGGCUCAGCAUCACCGACAAGUCCGUCUUCCUCUCCGGCACCGAGGGCCUAGAGACGGAGCUCCGGCGCGCGGAGCUGCUGCUCAACAACCGCAACGACACCGUCUCGGGCCUCGUGACGUGGCACCUGUCGGUGCGCACCGACCCCAGCCGGCCCCUCAACUACUCGCACGAGUACAUCCUCGCCUUCCACGAGGCGCAGGACUUCCAGGCCGACUUUUGGAGCCUCAAGGUCGGGGCGCCGCUGCUGUCGCCGCCCGGCACGCCGCCCGACAAGACGUUCCGCCUCGAGGGGUGGAAGUGGGACAAUCCGGUAAAGACGUUUUUCCAGACGCCGUUGACCGACGACGUCUGGCAUAACUUUGGCAUUGGGUUGGACUACAACAAAAACCUCAUCUCCCUCCUCUACAGCACAAACGACGACCCCCUGAAGCUAGUCGUGCCUCCCACCGCCAACAACCUCUCGGGCAAGGCGCCCACCACCCUGGGCGAGACGCACUUUGGCCUGCAGAAGCGGCCGGUCGGGGCAAACCUGGAAAACUUUUUGUUCAACGGCUCGCAGCCCAAGGGCAUCAACGAGGCCUUCUUCUUUGGCGGCAUCUUUCAGGACAACAGCGCGAACGGGUGCAUCACUGUGUGAAGCAAGUGUUUACAUCAAUCCUUGGACGACCGCCAGUAAAAAAGUUCUUUAAUUCUGAAUGACCCGCCCGG
This is a messenger RNA of Pyricularia oryzae 70-15, 1213 nucleotides long. RefSeq lists its product as uncharacterized. The record is from RefSeq and is a predicted model, not a curated record. The coding region runs from base 234 to 1142 and encodes 302 amino acids. NCBI's taxonomy places the organism in Eukaryota, Fungi, Ascomycota, Sordariomycetes, Magnaporthales, Pyriculariaceae. The transcript has 4 exons.